GUUCGUCUCGCUGGGACUGUGAUCGACAACUAUUCACGCGGCAAGAACCCGUCAAAAACGACUACCUGCACGCUCGCUGUCUCACCCUCCUCUCCGCCCUCCCCUCCCCGGGCCUCCGCCUGCCUCUCCGCCGCCCGUGCAAUUGUGAACAGCUUUGUGGGGCCUGGCAAGCCCUUCUCGCUGGAUCCUCACAGCAUCUACGUUCUACUUACGAGCGCCGACGUUAAUACCCCAGCGGGUCGGUCGGUGCGGCGUCUGCCCCUAGCGGGAGACGCCGCACUGGCAAGGGCAAGGGGGGCAGGGGCGCUGGAGGAGCUAGCGGGGGCGGUGGAGGCGGCGGUGGAGGCGGCGGAGGGGGUGGGGGUGGCGGUGGGGGUGGUGGCGGGGGUGGGGGCGUCGGUGGCGGCAGUGGAGGCGGAGGCGGCGGCGGCGGUGGCGGUGGGAGCGGAGGUGGCGGAGGUGGCGGCGGUGGAGGAGGCGGCGGCGGAGGAGGUGGAGCUGGUCGGGGUGGCGCUGCGCAGAGGGUCGGCUCCGGUGGUGGUCAGCGCCAGCAGCAGCAGCAAGCCAGCAGCGCACUCGUGA
Closterium sp. Naga37s-1 is the source of this 582-nucleotide messenger RNA. The record is from the annotation of a GenBank genome assembly. Lineage: Eukaryota; Viridiplantae; Streptophyta; Zygnematophyceae; Desmidiales; Closteriaceae.